Molecule: messenger RNA, 2343 nt
Organism: Propithecus coquereli (Coquerel's sifaka)
Lineage: Eukaryota; Metazoa; Chordata; Mammalia; Primates; Indriidae
Gene: GLRB
Product: glycine receptor, beta
Exons: 11
Coding region: 262-1773 (503 amino acids)
Biological process (GO): chemical synaptic transmission; chloride transmembrane transport; signal transduction
Cellular component (GO): postsynaptic membrane; neuron projection; synapse
Molecular function (GO): extracellularly glycine-gated chloride channel activity; neurotransmitter receptor activity; transmembrane signaling receptor activity
Source: RefSeq, a predicted model, not a curated record
CGUCCUCGGUCCCCAGGUCCCCGCGCGCGGUCCCCGCAGCGGCCCCGACAGCGGCGCGCCACGGCGCAGGCUCCGCGGCCCGAGCAGGCGCGUCAGCCGAGCUCGGCGGUCGCGCGGGCGGCGGGGACGCGGCUGCCCCCGCUCUGCGCCCGCUGCACCCCCAGCAGCCACCGCCACCUGGCCCAGAGCUGCCACUAUCUCACCCGGCAGCUGCGGGCAGGGGCGACUCCGGAUCGAUCUUCUGAAAUUUAACUUUUCAAGAUGAAGUUUUUAUUGGUGAUCGCCUUUUUUAUUUUAAUUUCCUUGUGGGUUGAAGAAGCCUAUUCUAAAGAGAAAUCUUCAAAGAAAGGAAAGGGAAAAAAGAAGCAGUAUCUAUGCCCAUCUCAGCAGUCAGCAGAGGAUCUGGCUCGAGUACCUGCCAACUCCACUAGCAACAUCUUGAACAGACUGUUGGUCAGUUAUGAUCCCAGGAUAAGACCAAAUUUCAAAGUUGGUUAUACAACUGAUGAUUUACGAUUCAUCUGGCAGUCAGGGGAUCCUGUUCAGUUAGAAAAAAUUGCCUUGCCUCAAUUUGAUAUUAAAAAGGAGGAUAUUGAAUAUGGUAACUGUACAAAAUACUAUAAAGGCACUGGAAUGAUGGACUACAGAGUUAACAUCUUCCUGAGACAAAAAUGGAAUGAUCCCAGACUGAAGCUUCCUAGUGAUUUUAGGGGCUCAGAUGCCCUGACAGUGGAUCCCACGAUGUAUAAGUGUUUGUGGAAACCUGAUUUAUUUUUUGCAAAUGAAAAAAGUGCCAAUUUUCAUGAUGUAACCCAGGAAAAUAUCCUCCUCUUUAUUUUUCGGGAUGGAGAUGUUCUUGUCAGCAUGAGGUUAUCUAUUACUCUUUCAUGCCCUUUGGACUUGACUUUGUUUCCCAUGGAUACACAACGUUGCAAGAUGCAACUCGAGAGCUGUAUAUCAUUCGCCUUGAGAGCACCCCUGGUUGUAUGCGGUGAGAACCUCAUAUCUUUAAUGUGUUUGUUUCUGAAAGGCUACUACACCUGUGUGGAGGUCAUCUUCACCCUGAGGAGACAGGUCGGGUUUUACAUGAUGGGCGUCUAUGCCCCCACCCUGCUCAUUGUCGUUCUUUCCUGGCUUUCCUUCUGGAUCAACCCGGAUGCCAGUGCUGCCAGAGUGCCCCUGGGUAUCUUCUCAGUCCUCAGCUUGGCCUCUGAGUGCACGACCCUCGCUGCUGAGCUCCCCAAAGUGUCCUACGUGAAGGCUCUCGAUGUUUGGCUCAUCGCUUGUCUUCUCUUCGGGUUUGCCUCUCUGGUGGAGUACGCCGUCGUCCAGGUGAUGUUGAACAACCCCAAAAGGGUUGAAGCAGAAAAAGCCAGAAUUGCUAAGGCUGAGCAAGCAGAUGGAAAAGGUGGAAACGUGGCUAAGAAGAAUACUGUGAACGGUACAGGGACUCCUGUUCAUAUUAGCACUUUGCAGGUUGGUGAAACUAGAUGCAAAAAGGUUUGUACUUCUAAGUCUGAUCUGAGAUCGAAUGAUUUCAGCAUUGUUGGAAGCUUACCAAGAGAUUUCGAAUUAUCCAAUUAUGACUGCUAUGGAAAACCCAUUGAAGUCAACAAUGGACUUGGGAAAUCUCAGGCAAAGAACAACAAGAAGCCUCCCCCUGCCAAACCCGUUAUUCCAACAGCAGCAAAGAGAAUUGAUCUUUAUGCAAGAGCAUUGUUUCCUUUCUGCUUCUUGUUCUUCAAUGUUAUAUAUUGGUCUAUAUAUUUAUGAUAAAGUUUUUCCAUUUGUAUAAAAUAAAAUUCCAUUUCAUUGUGACCAAACCAACUUACAAAUGCCAAUCUGUGAAAAUUUUUUCAUUUUCAUAGCAAUAUAUUGCAUUUCGGAUGACAUUGGAUUGUAAAAAAAAAAAAAUGUGACACCUUCAUUUUGAAUGGCAGCAUGAUUACAUAAUAUCUAUGCUCUAAUAAUGAUGUAUAUACAUAUAAUGAACAUAUUGCUUUAGGAAUAAAUGAAAGAUAAAUAUACUACAUAAUGUAAAUGCAAACAGCUCUCUUCAGUUAAUAUAAACUGCAAAUACUUCAGAUAAUUCUGAUAAUAAAAUGAUGUGCACGCUGAAUCCUGUUAUGGUCACCAUUCUAAUGUAUGUAGGAUUUCAAAUUUCCUCCCUUGUAACUUUCAAAGAAAACCAUCUUAUUCUUGUAUAAUUUUAGAAGGUAUUAUCACAGAUUAUGCAAAAUUGCAUUACAUAUUGUUUAAACUUUGUAAGUAGAAAUAUAUUGCUAUAAUUAUGCAGGCUCUAUGGAAAAACAAAGUUCAAAAAUUAUGAAUUUGUAAAAUCAA